This is a messenger RNA of Pocillopora verrucosa, 506 nucleotides long. The record is from RefSeq and is a predicted model, not a curated record. Lineage: Eukaryota; Metazoa; Cnidaria; Anthozoa; Scleractinia; Pocilloporidae.
AUGGCGUUUGAACUCAAGGAAAGCGAAGCUAGGCAAAGAAGUGCACGCGCAGUACAAGGAAACUUCUUCCAUUUUGCUGAUACCAUCUCUAAAGCUUUGGGAAUACCAAAGUGGCGCCUUUUCAUGAUUCGCACAGAGAAAGCCAAUCGUUCCGGGUGCAUGAAAGUCAAGUUUGCAAUAAUCGGCAAUGCGAAUCAAGUCAGCCAACCUGCCACAAAAUUUGACGAUCUCAAGCAAAAAAAUCCAGAAGCGUUCAAACCCUUUACUCCAACCGAGGACUGUGAUCCCUCGACAAGUGGAGCACUCGGUUAUCACUCAAGCGUCUUACUGUCGAUCAUUAUUGUGAUGGUCGCUGCUUUCAUGGGAUGAUUACGAUUGACGCCAGUAAUACUCGGAUCAUUAACCUCAAAUACUCGUUGAAGCUUAGAUCUCGGUGACAGCUUUUCACGGUAGAGAGCUUAGUAGUUCAAUUACAUAUUAUUUUUUGAAAGCUAAUUUCUACAUGU